AUGGUGUUUGGAAUGCUAGAGCCCCCCAUCAACGUCGUGGCAUUGUUUUGGUACAUUCCUACCAAAAUCCUCUUGUUUUGUUACUUUAAGUCUCACUGCGCGAGGCAGGUUCCCCAACCCUCAGAUUCUCCAAAUGACCCUUUAAAUGAUUUUAUUUUACUCAAUGUCAGUCUCCUAUCCGCGAUUGUGGGGGCAUAUGGGCCUAUGUUGGGGCCUGGGUUUGUUGAGAUAUCUGAGGAGCUUAAUGUUAGCGUGAAUGAGAUCUCACAAGCUACCUCCUACCUGGUGUUGGCAAUCGGAAUUGCUCUCCUUUUCAGCAACCCACUGGCCAAGUGCUAUGGGAAACGGCCCGUGUAUUUAGUAUCGGGGAUAUUGCUCUUUGCAUCAAGCAUUGGGGCUGCGCUGACACAUGACUAUGGCUCGUUCCUUGCUUGUCGGCUGGUAGGGGGCUUAGGCAUGGGUCCAUACGAGGUCCUUGUGCAAUGUACUAUAGGGGACAUGUAUUUUGUGCACGAACGCGCUUCACGCAUAGCUUUUUGGAACCUCUUCCUAGUGAGCGGCAUCUCGGCUGGGCCGAUCGUUAGUGCAUAUAUCAUCCAGUAUUCCGGGUAUCGCUGGGCCUUUGGCGUAUGUGCUAUUUUCUACGGGGUCCUCACUCUAGCCCUGUUUUUUCUUGCCCCGGAAACGUCGUAUAUUCGAGUGGCUGGCACUUCUCACACCUCCACAGAGGCCUCAAGUAUCGAGCAGCCGGACACAAAGGCCGUACCAGGCGAAGAUGUUGUUCAGCCGACCUCUGAAACAAUAGAUGACAUUGAAAAGGAACCCCAAGGUCGAAAGUAUGAACAGCAGACAAGCCAUCCACCGUUAAUCACACAGCGGAAAGACUCCUAUUGGAGAUCCCUUCGAGUGUACACGGGGAGAUAUUCUAAUGCCUCAGUCGUGAAGGUAAUCAGUCGUCCGUUUAUCUUGUUUCUCUAUCCUGGAAUCCUUUGGGCAUUCCUAACCUGGGGUACAACAAUUACGUUCACCAUUGCCUUUAGCUACGUCAACGGAGUGAUUUUCAACGAACCCCCGUAUAACUUUAGUACCUCACAGAUUGGUCUGAUCAAUAUUUCGCCGUUAGUCCUCAGCGUUGUGUCCGAGAUCAUCUCGGGGCCCCUGUGUGAUAAAAUCUGUUUGUACUUGACGAAGAGGAACAAUGGAUAUUACGAACCCGAAUUUCGACUGGUCCUGAUGGCUGUGGGCUUCGUCCUGGGUGUAGCUGGGUUCUACGGGUUUGGGGCUACCGUGCACUACAAGACGCACUGGACCGGGCCCGUCAUCACAUACGGGCUGGUCAAUGCAUCCCUCGCAUUUUGCUCAACGUGUGUCUUCGGAUAUAUCAUUGAUGCCUACACUGCUCUGGGUGAGGAGGCCUUCGUGGCCGUUAACUCUCGAAACUUCCUCAGUUUUGGAAUCCUUUAUGUUAUCAAUGAAUGGCUCGACAAAGAGGGAACACUGAAGGUGUUUGUCGUCCUUGGUAGCCUUUUCAUCUUCACUAGCCUUCUCACAAUACCGAUUUGGAUCUUUGGAAAGAGGUGUAGGGCUAGGAUUGACAAGAUUGUUUGGUUGAAGAACUACAUGAGAGAUUCUUGA
Molecule: messenger RNA, 1635 nt
Organism: Aspergillus caelatus
Lineage: Eukaryota; Fungi; Ascomycota; Eurotiomycetes; Eurotiales; Aspergillaceae
Product: major facilitator superfamily domain-containing protein
Exons: 6
Coding region: 1-1635 (544 amino acids)
Biological process (GO): transmembrane transport
Molecular function (GO): transmembrane transporter activity
Source: RefSeq, a predicted model, not a curated record